ACGCCUAAGGAAACUCCUGUGUCAGAUCCCUGUGUCAGUCGCUCGGGUGCCCCAAGGGAUGAUGCAGCUGCUCAGGGAUGGGGGACCCUGUGAGACCGUGCAGAUGCUGUUGGGCUACAACUCAGCCUGACCACUGUUGUCCACGCACUGGUAACCCCCAGGCUGGAUUACUGUAAUGCGCUCUAUGUGGGGCUGCCCUUGAGGUUGGUCCGGAAGCGGCAGCUGAUGCAAAAUGCGGCGUCGAGACUGCUCACUGGGGCAGGGUAUCGCCAACAUGUCACCCCACUGCUGAAAGAAUUGCACUGGCCGCCGGGCCAAGUUCAAGGUUCUAGUUUUGGUGUCCAAAGCCCUAUACAGCUUGGGACCAGGAUACCUGAAAGACCGUCUUACCCCUCAUAUACCCAGUCGAUCACUGUGCUCUGCAGAAAUUUGAUCACAGCGAGGCAAGACAUGGGACCAGUAAACAGCAGGAGAGUUUCCGUGGACGUCCCAUGCUUGGUGGAUUUGAACCCAUUGCCUGAUGAACUCCUGAUGCUGAUCCUGAGCUGGGUGCCUGGCCGGACCCUUGUGACCCGUUGCCGCCUGGUGUGCCACAGGUGGAGGGACCUAAUUGACAGGCCCACCGUCUGGAAGCUUCGGUGGGAGCGGGACCCAUCUCGGCGGGGUCUUCUUGAGGCUGCCGUUAAGGUUGCCAAAUGCUGUCCCCGAAUGGAGUGGAGCAAAGUUGGCGUCCUGCAGCCCUUUGGGAGGAACCUUAUCAAGAAUCCCUGUGGCAAAGAGCAGUUCCGAUACUGGGAGGUCCACCAUAGAGGCAAUGGGUGGAAAGUGGAAGAGAACAGAGACCACGUGGAAGGAGCAGAGGCCCAGACAUGCUUCGCCUCUUCAUACAGCUGGUGUGAAAAAUCGCAGCUAGUUGAUUUGCUGAAGGAAGGUUUGUGGGAGGAUCUCUUGGAUAACUACCAACCCAAUAUUUUUAUCUCUGACUGGUGGGGUGCCCGUGAGGAUUGUGGCUGCAGAUACAGAAUCCAUGUUGUCCUCCUGGCAGCCAAUAGGACAGUGAUUACUGAUUUUGAGGCUGAGCCGGAUCCCAUUCCACAGUGGAGCGACACCAAAUAUCAAAAGGUAUCUCAUGUGUUUAGGAGUUAUGGCCCUGGAGUUCGCUACAUACGUUUCUCACAUGAAGGGAUGGACACACAAUUCUGGGCAGGACAUUAUGGGGCUCGCAUCACAAAUUCCACAGUCCUGGUAAAAUUCUCCCAGGAGCCUCUGUGAUAAACUUUCAGGAUGGUGGUUUCACUGCUGCCAACUCCUGUUUCAUUGGUUCUUUCCAGGUCAAUCUCUUCCAGAUAGAAAACAUUAAUUUUGUCUUGGAUUUAAUAUUUCUGAGGUGGUGAUAGGGUGACAUUCGUGGCGUAGAAAUGAGAGCUUUGAGGUACAAGGAACCUGAAAAUUAUUUUUGUUUACACAAAAUUAAAGAACCACUAGAUUUCUUUACCAUAACAUCAAUUAAUCCAUCCUUAACACGUUCGUUUGGGAGUGCAAAACUGAAGCUCAUGAGAGAUCUGGAACAAAUAUUUGGAUGGUUCCUUGAAAUUGUUGAGUGAAUUUCUGCUUCCAGCAAGCAGCGUCUUCCAGAUUCUUUGCCUGGCCACCCUCUUUCAAUCAACAGCAUGUCAACAGCAUGUCCAAAAAAAUUAAAACAUUUGUCUUUA
Messenger RNA from Rhineura floridana, 1712 nucleotides. RefSeq names its product F-box protein 27 (gene FBXO27). Gene Ontology annotation, molecular function: protein binding; ubiquitin protein ligase activity. The record is from RefSeq and is a predicted model, not a curated record. NCBI's taxonomy places the organism in Eukaryota, Metazoa, Chordata, Lepidosauria, Squamata, Rhineuridae. Gene Ontology annotation, cellular component: cytoplasm; SCF ubiquitin ligase complex. Gene Ontology annotation, biological process: glycoprotein catabolic process; SCF-dependent proteasomal ubiquitin-dependent protein catabolic process. The transcript is spliced from 6 exons. Bases 226 to 1272 code for a protein of 348 amino acids.